Messenger RNA from Penicillium waksmanii, 2370 nucleotides. Its product is annotated as DUF3824 domain-containing protein. The transcript is spliced from 3 exons. The record is from RefSeq and is a predicted model, not a curated record. Bases 1 to 2370 code for a protein of 789 amino acids. NCBI's taxonomy places the organism in Eukaryota, Fungi, Ascomycota, Eurotiomycetes, Eurotiales, Aspergillaceae.
AUGUCGUACUACCGAGAUGGAGGCCACGACGACCGCCCCGUCACUAUCAAACGUUACGUCAUUCCAUCAGACGAACGAGAAGAGCGUCGCGAGUUCUCCAUGAGUCGUGACGAUCCUUACAACGAGCGAGAGCUCGUCAUCCGUCGCAAGACCGAGUCGGACGAGCCUUUGUCCGUUCGGCGCUAUGAGCGUGAUGUUGAAUACGACCCGCCCGCUCGCCGCUACGAAUACAGCGAGAGAGACUACUAUGAGCGUGAGUACCCAGAUCCCUACACACAUCGCCACAUCUCCCGGUCCGCAGAGCUGCUUCGUGCACCGGUUCCCAACCCGGCCCCUACUAUCAUCAUUCACGAUCAGCCAAUAAUCGUUCAUUCAGCCCGCAAUGUUUACGCCAGCCCCCGCGAAUCCGAGUACGAUGUGGUCCGCCGAUCGGACGCCGAAGAGGACCCCUAUUAUUAUCAACAUCGCCGACGGGUUCGUGAAUAUGAUGACCGUCCUCGUCGAGAGUUGAGCCCCGGUGACUCGAUCUCGCAGGCAAGCCGCCGCCACAGUGACCGUGACCGUGAUUACAGUAGUGAUGACAGCAUGGUCUAUGUCCGCAAGGAAACCCGCAACUACGAAGAUGAAAAUGGUCACCACCACAAACGCCAUUUGGCAGAAGGUGCUCUUGUUGGUGCCGCCGGUGCCGAGUUCUUUCGCAGUCGCCGUAAGCGCGAUGGUGAGGAUGUUAGCCAUGGCUUGAGCCACGCCGCUAAGACGGCCGGUGCUGGUGCCCUGGGUGCUGUGGCUGUCAAUGCUGCAGGCCAUGUCCGAGAUUACUACCGAAGCAAGAGCCGCAGCCGUCAUCGUGCAAGCUCUUUCGAUGACGAUCGAUCUCACCGCUAUAGUCACCAUAGCCAUCACAGCAGCCGUGGCCGUCAUGGUCGCAGUCGCAGCCGCAGCCGUUCUCACUCUCGCUCACGGGCCAAGACCCUCAUGGAACUCGGUCUCGGUGCUGCUGCCGUUGCUGCCGGUGUCGCUGCCCUACGCAACAACAAGGCCAACAAAGAAAAAGAUGGCAGUGACCGUAAGAGUCGCUCCCGCACUCGCUCCCGCUCUCGUGGCCGCGCACUCAGCUCCACUCGCUCUGAGAAGGGAGGCGAUGACGCUCAAAGCGAGUCCAAGCGUCGCCAGCAUAUGGCCAGUGCAGGUCUCGCCGGUGCUGCGAUCGCUGGUCUGGUUGAACAUCACCGCAGCAAAUCUCGUUCACGCAAAGGAGAGCGCUCUCAGAGCCGGCUGCGAAAAGCCCUUCCUAUUCUGGCUGCCGGUGCCGGUACCGCCGCUGCGACCGGCUUCUAUGAAAAGAAGAAGGCUGAAAAGGAAGGCAAAGACCCGGUUAGCCGUGAGCGACGCCGAUCUCGCACCAGAUCCCGCAGCCGCCAUGGAUCUGAGGUCUAUCCCGACCCUUCCCGUGAUUCUGCAGGCCUGAUUGAGUAUGGAAGCAACCCGGUUGCUGGUAGCAUUCCCGCAGAGCACUACUAUGGUCAACCCGCCAGCCCUGGGGCUUACUACUCCGAUGGCCAGGACGCCUAUGGUGCUCGGCGCCACAGCCGCAGCCGCAGCCGCGGCGCAGGACGCUAUAGUUCGUCAGGCUCGGACCGGGACGACCGUCGUGGCAAGGACAAGAAGCACCGCAGUCGCUCGCGUGAAAUCGCCUCUGCAGCCCUAGGUGCAACCGGUCUCGGAUACGCCGCGCACCGAUUCAACCAACAUCGGGACCGCAAGAAUUCCGAGAAAGAGGGUAGAAGUCGCAGUCGGAGUCGGAGUCGUAGCCGCAGCCGGACGCGCCAUAACGACGACAUCCACCGUGACCCCUAUGAGGAGGCCUAUGACCCAGAGCCAUACCCGCCUGCGUCGGCUGCUCCACCCGCGGGCUACUACCCGAACAACAACUACUUUCCCCCACCCCCAGGUGGCUCGACCCCUAACCUGAACGCGACUCCCCAACCCUACAACCCGUCAGACUAUCCCCCACCUCCAGGUGCUGCGCCCCCACCCCAGCCAUACAGCUAUGGGGCCGCGGGGCCGGGUCUAGAGCGAUCCGCCCCGAUACCCAGCGGCAACGCAUCUUCUAAGUCCGUUGCCUUCAAUUUAAAGGGAUAUGAGUCGGAUGACAGCGAUUCCACAGUCAACAAUGAUUCCUAUCAUGACUCUCAUCAACGCCAUAAGUCCUCCCACUCUCGCUCCAGGUCCUCUCCAGAUGAGUCAGACUCCACAAUCGAUCUCCCCGACCGCUUCGACUCAAAAGGCCGUCUUAUCAAGGAGAAGAGUGACAGCUCGACCGAGAAACUAGAGGACUUUUUGAACAAAGUCACCAAGGUCUUGUUCUAG